ACUUUUCGCCGAUGAAUUGCACCAUACAGAUGUCGAUCGCGUGUUAUCACGGUCUACAGCAAGAGAGGGAUAGACGGGAAGAGCUGUAGAAGUUGAAAGAUCGCAGCGGCGUUAAACGACACGUGCGAUAAUUAUGUUUAACGGAUCUUGAGACACCGAAGAUAUAAUUGAAACGGAUAUCGACGAAGCACGCUUGAUCGCGCGAGGGUGGUGAGUAGCCACCCCGGGCGAGCGUUGUAGGGCGGCGGGUGCGGGUGGGGGAGAAACGCGGUGCCGCGACGCGUCGUGCGAUCAAGGAGGGAGCGGGUGGAGGACUCCGGCGCACGUCGGGGAGCAUAAAAGACGUGAGAGGGAAAGAUCGCACGUAGUACACACACGUACGAUGCUCGUGCGGGGCGCGAGGCGGCCGGAACGCUGCAGCGGCGACAGUGAGAUACGGCCGAGUUGCAGCCGCAGGGUGUGAAAUACACGUAACGCACACCGGACCCGGUGUCGAGUCGACGAUCAGCACGAUCGCGAGGACUCGGAGGGAUCGAGAACCGUCGUGACAACAACGGGUUUUCGCGCUCGAAUCGAUAAUUCGAGCGCGAUCAGACAACGUGGCGACAAGAGCCUCCUCACGCUCCUUCCCUCGUUCAAGGACUUGGACGUGUUUCACCGAACGGGGCAGUGCGACUUCUGUCUCUCCUAUCUCCCGCGUCGGAUUACGGAUCUGCGUUGAAGUGAUAAGGACCUAGCGACGAGCGAGCGCACCACCAUCCCCAUCGUUAUCGCUACCUAUAUUCAUCGCGAAUCGACGUAUACUCUCGGUCUUCCGGUUGGAAAGGAGCUCGCGACUACGAGCAGCAGUACGGCCCACCACGACGAUGUUCGGCGGCAAAGGGUUGCAGACAAUGAGAUGCAGGCCACGUAAUCUGCAGGCGCGUCAUCGGAGAUGGCCCCUGCGACUCGGCCUCUUCCUAAUUUACGUCCUCGUGCACUACGUCGCCUCCGCGAACAUUACCUCGCCCGACACAACAACGAUGAUAUCUUUGACUUCCGUGCAGUAUGAAGAAGGCUGGUCAUCGGAGUCGGAAGCGGAAACAUCGACCGAGAAAAUAAAGACAUCGACGGCGGCAACGGCCAGACUAUUCGAGAAACUGAAGAAUACGGUCCAAUUGAUCCAAAGGAAAGCCUCAAAGGGCGAGUCGUCGAAGGGCAACCAGACCUCCACGCCGAAGCAAGACCAAACCAACAUUACAUUAAGCACAACGAUCGCUUCGAUUACGACCACAACCAGUUCGGUCGUAACUCUAAGACCUCGAAGACCGAAUUGUUCGGCGCCCGCUAUAGAACAAUUCCCGCGACCGUUGAUGGGUCCCAAAACUAGGAAAAGCGGCGGACUAAUACUACACAUUCUGGUUGCCAUUUAUACGUUCCUAGGUCUUGCUAUCGUGUGCGACGAUUACUUUGUCUCAAGUCUGGACAGAAUCUGCGAAGAAUUGAGACUGUCUCCUGAUGUCGCGGGAGCUACUUUUAUGGCAGCUGGUUCUUCCGCACCAGAAUUGGCAACGGUGAUUAUUGGCGUAUUCUUCGCCAAGGAUGAUAUCGGAGUAAGUGGCGUUAUUGGUAGCGCCGUUUUUAACAUAAUGUUCGUUAUAGCGAUCUGUGGAUUAUGCACUGCGACGGCCUUUAAGCUGAAUUGGUGGCCCCUUUGUCGAGAUUGUUUUUUCUACGCUGUUUCGAUCCUCGUGAUGCUCGGCACGAUUUAUAACGAGUAUAUAUCUUGGCCGGAGGCCCUGUUUAUGUUAAUCAUGUACGGAGUUUACUGCGUGGUGCUCGCAUUUAAUGUUAAAUUGGAACGUUGGGCGAAGUCAUAUAACAUACCAUUCUUGCCAAAGGACGACGAGCCUGCUGAAGAGAGCGCCCUAGUGAGUUACAGAUCUUUGCAAGAGGAUCGAUUAUCCUACACCGGUCCCAACUCGCCGACCACCGAACAAAUUAAGAAUCAGGAAGGAAAUGGUGUUCGAGAAACUACAACCGAGCAGCCGGCAGCACCGAGGCAGCCUGAAUAUUACAAGGCAAAGGAGCCCGAUCCCAAUGGAGUGUCACCUCUCGUGAAGCCGACGGACGGAAGCAAAUGGACUCUGUUCACUUGGGGCCUCGUGUAUCCCAUCCACUUUAUGUGUCGCGUGACGAUGCCGGAUUGUCGACAGGAGAAAUGGCGGAGCUGGUAUCCUUUCACCUUCUGUAUAUCGAUGAUUUGGAUCAGUUUCUACAGUUACCUAAUGGUGUGGAUGAUUACGAUCAUAGGAAGUACUCUGGGCAUUCCUGAUACUGUGCUGGGGCUGACCUUCGUUGCCGCCGGCGUGAGCGUACCGGAUGCUCUAUCCUCUUUAGCAGUUAUAAAGGAAGGUCUCGGUGACAUGGCAGUGAGCAAUGCCGUGGGCAGCAACGUCUUCGACAUCCUGGUGUGCCUCGGUCUCCCGUGGUUCAUACAAACCGCUAUGAUACAGCCCGGUUCGCACGUGAACGUCACCAGCAGAGGUUUGACGUACUCGACUUUUUCUCUGCUAUCGACGGUUAUAUUCCUGGUGCUAGCGACGCAUCUGAAUGGCUGGAAACUGGACCGUCGGUAUGGUAUCGUUCUGAUGAUCUGGUACUUGGUAUUCAUCAUGUUCGCGUCGCUCUAUGAGCUGAAUAUCUUCGGCGAGAUGAAUCCCGACGUAUGCACCAGCGAUUUUUAAUGCAAAUCUGCAAUUCUCGCUCGUUUCCUAUUUUUGCUUUGCUCAAAACGCUUAACAAUUGCCCGGAGCAAGGCGUCACCGUCUCGCUCGAUUGGAUCGUGAACAAUGACGCACGAUCGUCAUGAACGCUCCAGCGACUUUGUUCAAACAUUCCCUCCCCCUUCGUCCACACGAUGACAAGAACAGCGAGGGACGGAAGAGAGUUUAGGAGCUAGUUGCAUGUCGGAAGAAGUAUGACUUUAGCUCAUCGUCGAAUUGAAGCGGACGCACGAGGCUUUAGAUAAGAGCAACGAGCUUGUCGUUGAGCUUUCUUUCUUUCUUGGGCUGUUGUAGAGAAUUCAGACAAUACGUGCUCGUGCACACGUGAGUACACAGGCAUUGGAUCCUAUUGUCGCCGUCAAAUGUGACGAACGAGUAUUUUGCUUGCUUCCGUUCGAUCAUAAAUCCAAUCGAUGAAACGCGAAUUGCGAAGGUUUCUCUGAAUCGAGCAAAAGUACCGGGAAAGUUGCAAUUGUUUUUCGCUUUUAAGUAAUGUAAUUAAUUGAGACUUUCUCGAUUGGAAGUUCUCGGCCAGACAAUACGAUUAUUACUAUUAAAGUGUGGUUAUUAUAUAAUAUGAAUGUUGCACGUAUUGGCGGUAUCAGUUUGAUUAUUCGCUCAAAUCAGAAAUUAAAUCAGCAUCAAAUUCAUCGUUACGGAGCUCCAAACUUUCAAAUCUUAACUCUUAGCCACAGACUACGUUGCACGUCGCGCGAACCUUAUUCGAGGUGAUGGAAAACAUUGAUACAUUUUAUACGGCCAUAUUGUGCAAAUGCCUGAGUACCAUGAGAAGAAUGCGUCUUGACAAUUGAUAUUGUUUUAUAUUCCGUAACAAUAGAUUUUAAAAUUAGACAGUAGAAAAACGGCUUGUUAGAAUAGAACUUAGGAAUGUCAUGUCUGCGGCUAAAUGUUAAGAUUGUUAACGAUGCUACGCGAACAUUGAGAGAUUUAAGUUUGUUCAAGUUUCUAUAGAAGAAUAUUAUAAUUAUUAUAGAAAUGUAAAAUUUUAAUAUGCGAAAAAUCGAAUGCGCAUCAGCUUUUUUUGGAAUUGUCACAACAUUAAGCGCGAUCUUUAUAUUCUCGAUAAGAAUCCAUCGCGAGUUACAAUAUACUCGAAAUACUUAUAUUCUUUUAAAUGCAUUUUCGUGAAACAUAUCGUAACGCGCGUUACGCUGUGACGUGCGCGAUGAAGAAGGAUGUUUCUAUGUGCUCAGAAAUACGAAACAAUCUUUUAUUAAGGUAUAAUUCAUUGAAUUUUGAUUCUGUUGAAACGCUGCUGAGCGUUCGAACGGCCAGAGAAGAAACGAAAAUUUCGCGAGAUCAAAGGAGAUCGUUAGCGUGAGUGCGAGCGUGAAAUCAUCUUUCUCUGAAACUAUCUUUUUCCUAAAAAUAAAAUCACUUUGAAGUCUGCACGGAAAAUAAACGAAUGGAUUAAACCUUGUAUAACGGGAAACGUAGCUGGAAAUUCGCGCAGAACGGAGAAGCAAGCGAAAUUUCAUUCGUGACCAAAAAAACGAAUCACGUUGGUUGGGGGGGGGGGGAGAAGGAGUUGGUUUUUUAACGAAGAUGAAUGAGCGUUGGAAGAGACAAUAAUUAACGCAGCCUUAUCCGAUGAAAGUAUUUACAACCGACACUAUAUUACUGCGCGUUCCUUGAGACCGAUUUUUCGAUCACGGGAUCACAUACAAUCGAUAGAAAGUCAAUCAACGCUAGCGAGAGGAACAUCGAUGCUUCACGAUGCUCCGUACCUCCGCUUCCGGGAUCCUUUGAUCUUUCGAGCGCGAUGGAAUCGGUAUCGAUGAUGAGUUCAUCGCACGACGGAAUUUUCGCAGAAAAACCGUUGGAAAUUGCCAAUGGCAGCGGAAUGCCAUUUAACUUCGAUGAUGAACUUCACUGACCAAUCUAUCCUCAAUCCGCUUUUCUAUUCUAGAUGAUUAUUGGCAUCGAUUUAUACAUUAUAAAUUGCAAAUUGUGAAAUGUUGAGUUAAUGUCGAUAAUUUCUCUCUUUCAGAUCUUAUGAAACAAUUAGCAUCUUUCAAUCUUAUUCAAUUAUUAUUUCUUAUUUCAAUGCGAAAAGAAAAAUAUAUAAUAUCACAUUUAUAUAUAUAAAGAUUAGCGUUAAAUAUGUUGGAAAUGUCGACAUAAACUCGAGAAUGUUUAAUGAAAAAGUUCAAUGAUAGAACAAACGGGACUAAAUUAACAAGAAUGUUACGUAUAUUUGUUGUAAAUUUAUAAAUGUUUUUUCAUAUAUAAUUUGUUUUCUUAUAAUUUCUUGCGAAAAUAGUCCGUCGAUGCUCGUCUUACUAAAAAUGUUAACACACAUCUUUUUUUUUUAAAUCGGAACGGAUACGCGAUCCGUAAGAGAUCGCAAGGAUCGCGCAGACGCUUUAGUGUGUGAUUAAUAAAUAUUAUAUAAUAUAACAAUGCGACAGCUUUAGAAACCGUAUGACUAUUUGAACGUUCAACGUGUUUGUUCACUACGUUUAUCCGUUACUGUUAGCGCGUUAGAACGAUGCAGAUACGCAUAUGAAUAUUAUACAUCAUUGCGAUGCGUUCGCUGCUGAUGACGAAGUAACCGGGUGGACGAUUUCCAGUCGUCCUAUCUGAUUGAACAAUUGACCUGAGACCGAAAGUACAUUGUUAUUAUGCAAUCUCUCAGUAUCGAACGCAUCGACGCACGGCUUCCAGGAUUUUAGGAAGCGCCGUUCGACAGUGAGGCGCCUUAGACCUUCAUUGAGCGGACCAGUCUCGCUAUCGAUCCCACGGAUAUAUAUUGCGGCAUCAUUGACGUAAUUCGGGAAGAUACAUCGAACUUUGUAAACUUCUCAGAAGCAAAGGGAAAUCAGGGGGCCGCAUUUAAGGAAGAUCAGAAAUUCCGAUUUUGAUCUCUCAAAGAUAUUUCAUUGCGUCACGUUAGAUUUUUCAAGCAGUGAUGAUAAAAUUUUACGUGAAAAUAAUUGUUGUGCUAUUAAAGAGUUAGUUUAUCUUUCAGGAGAAAGAUUUAAGGAACAAGCUUCAAGUCCUGGUUUUAAAUCCGCCCCUUGCGAGAAGAAAGUCGCGCGACACAGCAGGUCCGCAUCUUAAGCAUCAACGAAUGGAACGUAAGACCUGUUAGGAGUUUGUCUGUCUAAUUUCCGGCAACCUUCUACCGUAGCUGAAUUUCUCUCCGGCUGAACGCCGUCGAUCGUUCGGGAACCGGUGUUAUUAGAGUCAAUUCAUCUGUGGCAAUUAUUAGUAGGAUUAAAGAAAAAAAAAGAAGAAGCGCGAGAAGAGGCGCGUCCUUCUUUCAGCUCAGUCGCGUGAGAACGUCGAUCAAUUCGAGGGUGUCCUUAAUAGCGUGUAAUCGAAGUCAAUAAUAGUCCUUUCUAGAUGUCUCUCAUAAUUGUGAUUCCGUAUAUAAAACUGCGCCCGUCCUUUGACGAUGUCCUGUUAUGUCCAACGGUUCCUGGAGGAUCGCAUGGGCAGACCGACGUAUCUACCCUACAUUUGCGUGCACGCGCGCAAUUUUAUUGGGUACUCUUGUAUAAAAUGUAACGGGCAGGAGAUAACGAUUAAUAAACAGUAAUGUUAUCGAUAUAACGCUAACGAUACGUAUAUAAAACGCGAGGUAGAAACAGGGCGUCGGUGUAGCGGAAGUCAGGCGUAAUCUUGUUGUUGACUGGUAUAAGUGUAGAUUUUAUAUCACGACAUUGUGUACUUAGAUCGUUACCGACAUUACCUGACUAAUUAAUUAAGUUUACGAGUUUACAGCCGUCUCCUCUACCUGCAGUAUUAUCCCAGUCUUCGUCGCGUAAGUUCGUCGAAUACGUUUGUGUACCUGUAAUCGCGAGGAGAGAACCCUGUAUUGUGACUUCUAUUUCGUUAUACACUUAUCAGAUCCCCGAUCUGCGAUCGCUUCUCUCGUCUCGAUUCCGCUGCAGUCUUCGUUGCAGUCCGUUGCAGUCACAGCUAGCAGUGGCAGCUGCGGAAAGUAUAUCGUAAAUAUAUAAUAUAACGAGUAUGCAGACACCUACAUAGAUAUGUAAGAUUUAAAACUGUAUACUUAGUAGCUUAAAGAAAGAAAGUAGAUGUACAACGAAUACAACGACAUCGGCUGCCACUGAUAAGUGACAUAUAACUACGCUACUUUGUAGUUUGUUCAUGCAACUUGUAACUGCUUCGUUCUCGUAAGUGAUAUUUUCAAGCUUUCUUCUUUAGUUUGGCGCGACAAAUAUUAUACCAUACAAGAGAGAAAUGUGUGUGCGUGUGUGGGGAUCUUUCCGACUUAUGUCUUUUUCCAUCGUUACUCGAGUUUCCAGAAGUGUAUCCUAACGCGUCAAUAUAUAUCUAGUCAUAGCUUAUUUAUUACGACGUUAUGUAAAUAAUUGUUCUACCAAUGUCGCAUAUAAAAAUAUUAUAUAUAUAUAUAUUUAUAGAUAUAUCUAAAUAUAUAUUAUAUAUAUAUACACAUUUCUUUCGGCAAAAAUAUAUACAUGUAUAUGUAUGUAUAUCGAGUAUACAUGCCUAGCAAAUGCAAAGAGCCUAAAGUACAUAUAUAUAUAUACAUAUAUAUUAUACAUAAUGAAAAUUCAGCACACCUUUCGCAAGGAGGACUCGUAUGUACCGAACGGAAACAAUUUAAUAUUACACAUACCUUGUUUAGCUUGAGAGCGGGAGAAAGUUAGAGACGAGUAGUUAUGUACUCCGAUGUAUUCGAAACGUUUCAACAAUAAAGCUAUUGCUACCAA
This is a messenger RNA of Ooceraea biroi (clonal raider ant), 7492 nucleotides long. RefSeq names its product probable sodium/potassium/calcium exchanger CG1090. Gene Ontology annotation, biological process: calcium ion transmembrane transport; intracellular calcium ion homeostasis. The record is from RefSeq and is a predicted model, not a curated record. Gene Ontology annotation, molecular function: calcium, potassium:sodium antiporter activity; calcium channel activity. NCBI's taxonomy places the organism in Eukaryota, Metazoa, Arthropoda, Insecta, Hymenoptera, Formicidae. Gene Ontology annotation, cellular component: plasma membrane.